AUGAACGUCGGAUCAAUUCUCAACGGCGAAAGCCAGGAGAGGUCACGCGAGGACAAACAGCUGAAAACUCCAGAAUCCAAACCUUGGGCCUCUCCACACCAAAGACACUCCAUCAACAAUCUUCUAAACGACCCGGCGCCGCCAGCAGCGGAACACCGAGAUUCCGACAGCUCCUUCACGGAAACGCCACGUCCAUACCGCUCCUCAAUUGCCAGUCUCACCAAUGACAAGGACGUGGACUUUGCCACGGGAGAGGAAACCACUAAUGCCACGAGAAGCAGCUUAGAUGGAGCCAAUCGAAAGGCAGUGAAGGGCGAAAAAAUCGAGUUGAAAACGAACCAGUCCGAAUUGCAAGAUAAUUUUGAGUCGAAAGGCAAGUCAGAGGAGACAUUGCUAUCGCCAAAGAGUGAAGUCAAACAGGAACCAUCAGAAAAGUACGUGCCUCCCAAUAAGAAGAGCUCAUCCUCAGUGAUCGACGAUAAAGAAAUCGAGACUCUUGAAAAACUCAAAAACAGUUCCAAGCCUAGAAAACCACGCAGGUACACGACGCCUCCAAUUUGGGCGCAAGAGUGGAUUCCACUGUCUCAAAGAUGGGAAGGACAUGUUCAAAAGCAGAGCCCAACAGGACCGGCUGAAAACGGCGCCAUGGUCAUCUCCGACAAACACGUGUUCAAUCAGGGCCAGAUGACGUCGGUGGAUCUAGAGUGUUCAGUGACGGGAGUGCUUCCGCCUACAUCGGUGGUGAGGACCAUUGCCGAGUGGAUAUAUGCCAACUUUGUGGAGAUCCCGCUAGACAACAGACAAUAUUUGGAACUUGAGCUUAAGUUUGGCACAAUUAUUGACAAGUCAACGGGCCGCCGUUUGGACAUUGGCGUAUCGACAGAGUGUAUUUACACGAAACAAUCCGACAUCAAGUUUGACAUGGGGGUACAUGAGGUUGGGUGGAAAGAAAUGACCAACUAUUUGGAGGAGCUAGAAAAAGCAUUCCAGGAACAGAAAAGGAAAGCAGGAGGAGGGCAAGGUAAACAGGGGCGCAAGUUUUCCACGCUAGAUUCCGACGUGACUGACCAAUUCUUCCAGAUCACUGAGAGAAACGAGCAGCCAAAGAAAGUGAGAAUCAGCAAAGACAACACCUUGACGCCGCCUCGGUAUGUGGCAAUCGAAAAAAAGCGUAUCUCGGACUUGUACAUCCACAAUCCAAUGUCCAUGUACGAUCUCCGUCUACUGAUGCUGUUUGAGUUUCCUAUCCCAGAGAAUAGCGUAGAGCCCAUCCUUAAAAAAAACAAACCAUCCUUAACGAGAAUGAAAAAGAGGAGUACGUGGAGCCAUGCUCCCACAAUCACGCGAUUUGAUUUCACCAAGGUGAGUGUUCCUAAGACACUGAAGAGCAAACUGGGCAAAGCGGUGGUGGAGAGCGACACUUCCUACGAGGUUGAAUUGGAAAUGGACCCGGUAGAGAUUUUCCAUGGAUUUGAUAAGAUUAGGGAUGGUUCUGACACGAUAAGGUUUGAGGAGCUUGUGGAGAUCUUUUUGAACAAUGCCAGGAUCCUCAAUAACAGAGUUACCAAACUAGCAUCAAAAUAG
Candidozyma auris is the source of this 1584-nucleotide messenger RNA. It is a transcript of the gene CET1, whose product is annotated as polynucleotide 5'-phosphatase. The transcript has a single exon. Gene Ontology annotation, cellular component: mRNA capping enzyme complex. The coding region runs from base 1 to 1584 and encodes 527 amino acids. Lineage: Eukaryota; Fungi; Ascomycota; Pichiomycetes; Serinales; Metschnikowiaceae. Gene Ontology annotation, molecular function: polynucleotide 5'-phosphatase activity. The record is from RefSeq and is a predicted model, not a curated record. Gene Ontology annotation, biological process: 7-methylguanosine mRNA capping; polynucleotide 5' dephosphorylation.